AUGCACACAUAUGGUGAGGUCUGCCACAAAUCCUACACGCAGUUCUCCAACCUGUGCCGGCACAAGAGGAUGCACGCCGACUGCCGCACGCAGAUCAAGUGCAAGGACUGCGGGCAGAUGUUCAGCACUACCUCCUCCCUCAACAAGCACCGACGUUUCUGUGAGGGCAAGAACCAUUACACGCCGGGCGGCAUCUUCGCCCCGGGCCUGCCCUUGACCCCCAGCCCCAUGAUGGACAAGGCGAAGCCCCCCCCCAACCUCAACCACGCCAGCCUGGGCUUCAACGAGUACUUCCCGUCCAGGCCGCACCCGGGCAGCCUGCCCUUCUCGGCAGCGCCCCCCGCCUUCCCCGCACUCACUCCGGGCUUCCCGGGCCUCUUCCCUCCAUCCCUGUACCCCCGGCCACCUUUGCUACCUCCCACGCCGCUGCUCAAGAGCCCCCUGAACCACACCCAGGACGCCAAGCUCCCCAGCCCCCUGGGGAACCCGGCGCUGCCCCUCGUCUCUGCCGUGGGCAACAGUGGCCAGGGUGCCACAGCCGCCACGGGGCCUGAGGACACGUUCGAGCGUCGCCUGGGGGACUCCUACGCCGAGAAGCUCAAGACGAGGGGCAGCGACAUGUCGGACGGCAGUGACUUCGAGGACGUCAACACCACGACGGGGACCGACCUGGACACGACCACAGGCUCGGGCUCGGACCUGGACAGCGACGCGGACAGCGACCGGGACAAGGCCAAGGACAAGAGCAAGGCAGCGGAGGGCAAGCCCGAGUGUGGGGGCAGCAGCGCGGCGCCCCCGGGGGCCCCGGACGGCGCGGGCGAGGUGCCAGUCUUCUUCCCGCCACACGCCUUCUUCCCGCCGCCCGACGAGCAGCUGCUGACGGCCCCGGGCGCCGCGGGCGACUCCAUCAAGGCCAUCGCCUCCAUCGCCGAGAAGUACUUCGGCCCCGGCCUCGUGGGCAUGCAGGAGAAGAAGCUGGGCUCGCUGCCCUACCACUCCGUCUUCCCCUUCCAGUUCCUGCCCAACUUCCCCCCGGCCCUCUGCCCCUUCGCGGACCGCUCCCUCGCCCACAAUUUGCUGGUCAAGGCCGAGCCAAGGUCCCCCCGGGACGCCCUCAAGGGGGGCGGCCCCAGCGCCGAGUCCCCCUUCGACCUCACCACCAAACCAAAAGAGGCCAAGCCUGUGCUGCCCAUGCCCAAGGCACCCCCGGCCCCGGCGUCCGGUGAGGAGCAGCCGCUGGACCUGAGCAUCGGCAGCCGCAUCCGAGCCAGCCAGAACGGAGGGGGGCGGGAGCCCCGCAAGAACCACAUCUACGGGGAGCGCAAGCUGGGGGCCGGGGAGGGGCUGCCCAAGGCAUGUCCGGCGCAGCUGCCCCAGCAGCCGGCCCUGCACUACGCCAAGCCUUCACCCUUCUUCAUGGACCCCAUCUACAGGGUAGAGAAGCGGAAGGUGACAGACCCCGUGGGAGUCCUGAAGGAGAAGUACCUGCGGCCGUCCCCGCUGCUCUUCCACCCCCAGAUGUCAGCCAUCGAGACCAUGACGGACAAGCUGGAGAGCUUCGCGGCCAUGAAGGCAGACUCGGGCAGCUCCCUGCAGCCCCUCCCCCACCACCCCUUCAACUUCCGGUCCCCGCCCCCCACGCUCUCGGACCCCAUCCUCAGGAAGGGCAAGGAGCGCUACACUUGCAGGUACUGUGGCAAGAUCUUCCCCCGAUCAGCAAACCUCACGAGACACCUGAGGACGCACACCGGGGAGCAGCCGUACAGGUGUAAGUACUGCGACCGCUCCUUCAGCAUCUCCUCCAACCUCCAGCGGCACGUACGGAACAUCCACAACAAGGAGAAGCCCUUCAGGUGCCACCUGUGUAACCGCUGCUUCGGGCAGCAGACCAACCUGGACCGGCACCUCAAGAAGCACGAGCACGAGCACGCUCCAGGUGCGGCCACGGCCGGGGCUGCGCUGACGCUGCGCGGGUCGGCGAAACUUCGCGGCUCCGUCCAUUCGCCCGCGCUGCCCCGGGGACGGAGCCCGCAGGACCGGCGCGGCUGGACCCGGGGCCCGGACCCCACCCACGGCCUCGGGCAUCCACCGCCCGCCCCCUGUCUUCCCUGGGGCCAGGGGCCCGCGUCCGCACCCUAG
Molecule: messenger RNA, 2139 nt
Organism: Leptonychotes weddellii (Weddell seal)
Lineage: Eukaryota; Metazoa; Chordata; Mammalia; Carnivora; Phocidae
Source: RefSeq, a predicted model, not a curated record